Molecule: messenger RNA, 1749 nt
Organism: Theileria parva strain Muguga
Lineage: Eukaryota; Apicomplexa; Aconoidasida; Piroplasmida; Theileriidae
Gene: ROM4
Product: Rhomboid family protein
Exons: 10
Coding region: 1-1719 (572 amino acids)
Biological process (GO): proteolysis
Cellular component (GO): membrane
Molecular function (GO): serine-type endopeptidase activity
Source: RefSeq, a predicted model, not a curated record
AUGAGAAAUUUAAAUUUUGCGAAUAAAAAUUCUAAAAUUCCAAUCAAACUCUUUGAUCACAAUUCUGAUCCUAACAAUUCCGAUCCUAACAACACUUCCACUAACAAAAUGAACAAAGUUAACACUGUCAAUCGAGUCAACACCGUAAACACUAUCAACACUAUGAACAAAGUUAACACCGUUAACAGAGUACGCACAGUAAACAGUGUGAACACAUUAAACAGUGUGAAUAGUGUGAACAAGAUGAACCUUAGUAAGGUGGAUGGUAUGGGGAUUCGACGAGGAAUGAGUAAUAAUUGUGGUGUUUGGAAGGGUAAGAGUAAAUUUUGUAAUCAACUGCUCAAACUCAAGGAUCCGAAACGUAGAGAUAAUCCCCUCGGAGGACGAUUACUCGUGCUCAUCUUCACUACCACUGCCAUUCUCUUCACCUUUUUUGCACAGAUGGUGUAUAAUAAAACGACAUUUGGUGGACGUUGUGUUUCUCGUGUGUUAUAUAAGCAAGAACCGGGACAGAGGCACAUGUUUAUACCUAUCGGUCACGGUGCUUGUGAGUUUAAUCUCCUGGCGAAUGCUGCGAAUCGUGUGUUCAUGGGGCCGUCGGAAGCUGACUCCGGAUGGCCAAUAACCAACGUAACGAACGUAACCAACGUUGAAAAGAAAACGAAAUGGUAUUUCCCCUUUGAAACUGAUUCCAACACCUUCCACAUCAACUCCAUCUUCUCAUUCGGAGGACUCGAAACCAAUUACAUACGGAAUUACAAGGAGUAUUUUAGAAUAAUUUGGAGUACGUUUAUGCAUAAAGGUGUGGCACAUUUAUCAAUUAACUUGUUAUCACAAAUACAAAUCCUAUGGAUCAUCGAACCGGACUGGGGCUUUGUGCGUACGUUUUUAUUGUACUUUAUCAGUGCUUUGGGCAGUAGUAUAACGUCAGCGUCCCUGGACCCUUGUUACAUCACCGUCGGCUCCUCAGGCGCGCUCUACGGUCUCUACGGCGGUCUACUUCCUUACAUCAUUGAGUAUUGGGUGACGUUGCCGUAUCCGAUUUUCCUGAUCAUAUUCCUCGUCAUAUCCAUUAUAAUUGGAGUUCUGAUGGGAUUCACACAAAACAUUGACAAUUACGCUCAUUUAGGCGGCUGUGUGUAUGGACUACUUUGGGGUUUUGCAACGAUUCGUAGUAUAUCAAUUUUCGACGCUUGUACUAUUUACGAGACUGUGAUGCUUACUAAACCUUUUUCUCUUAUGAUUACUCGGAACUAUCAAGAAAAACUCAAAGUCUCCAAAGGAAUUAAACAAAAUUUGAAGGGGAAGAAUGUGAAGUUUAGUGAUGAGACUAGGAGUAGGUUUGACUUUAUCUUUAAGCGUUUGGAAAAGAACGGCACCGCCGCCUUUAAAAAUCGAUUACGUGAAUGGGUCGUUCGUAUCAUCUCAAUGAUACUAUUGUUGAUAAUGAGUUUGGUAUUGUUGUUGCUGCUGUUUGAGGAGAAGUUGUAUAGUAAUUUUCAGCCUUGGGGUCAGCCGAAGUUCUCUGGGUUUGCCAAGUGCACCUGCUGCUACAUUAAACCUGAAAAACUCGCAAAACUCCACUUACCCUCCAACACGUUCUGGUGCUUCCACGACGACACCGCAAACUCACUCUGCCAACUACAACGCGUACUGGACGGCGGAGUGAUUAGUACCACCAAAGCCGCGGCACAACAUCUUCUCGACUACAUUUCCUAACCUCCCACCUAAUCCACAUUAUUCCCCUUA